Messenger RNA from Megalopta genalis, 3280 nucleotides. RefSeq lists its product as uncharacterized. Lineage: Eukaryota; Metazoa; Arthropoda; Insecta; Hymenoptera; Halictidae. The record is from RefSeq and is a predicted model, not a curated record.
UCCUCGAAGCCAGUCGGAUGUUAAACGCGACGGGAGUCGGUUGCUCGUUUUCGCUGCAUCUCGGCAGUGAUCGGCUUUCGUCGGAUCUCCUGCUUUUUUUACACACACAUACACGCACGCACGGACAGACAGACGGACGGACAGACGCGUGCGCGCGCGCUCGCGCACACACAUACACACACACGCGUAUAAGAGAGUCGUCGCACAUCGUUGCACGUCCGCGGACCAAUACUUGUGCACACGCGUUUCCGUUCCGCGAACGCUUGCCCAGAAUUGAACGGCCGCGACCACGGAUAACCGAAUGUCGGAUAGAUCCCGUGGACACGUAAAAGGAAGGAGUGACAGGUCGUUGCACUUGAUACGAGAGCCGAUCGAGUGUGUCGCUUCGUUAAAUUUCAGUGCGUGAUUUGUGUUUAACGACCGCGCCUCGAUCCCGUUACCCGUGACAGUACCGAGCCUCGUUCGUCCUGCCUCGUCUUCUAGCACCGUCUCGUGUCCUAUCGUCUGGUCUCGUCUGGUCCCGUCUUAUCUCGACGACUAGUUUUCUCCCGCUCCGUCUCGUCUCGUCUCGUCUCGUCUCGUCUCGUCUCGUCCCGUUCCGUCUACGCGGACCGUCCCUCCCGCAUUUAAUUUCGCGGAUCGUCGGGUCCAGCCAUUGCGCGACAGUUCUCGAAAUCAAUUCCGGGACGACGAUCUCGCUGUGAACGAAUCUGGGUUUCUCAAGUGCAAAGGCUAUAUUAUCUGUUGUGAUACGCAGCUGGUAAACGGGGAGCAAGUGUGAACGGUGAGGCGCACAGAGGCGGCUGGCUGGCCUGUUGUGUGUUUCGCGAUACGAUUCGGUUCGUCGGCGACAGCAACAGCAACGGCAAGAGAGGCGAACAGGUUUCGAGCCCGCCGAGACACCCGUUCGGCGAUAUACACACUACACCGAGCCCGCAAAGCGAAUAGAGAGAGAGCCGUAUAUCCGUUGCAACCAGUCCGUGGCCGAAGCGUUGCAUCGCCGGGCCUCUAAUUGCAUCGGCGGCGGCGGCAGCGGCAGCGGCGACUCGAGUCACGGGAGAAGCGGUUCCCACGAAAAUUCUAGCGAUAAUGCGUACAGUGAGCGAAGCGAUGAAACAUCGCGCGAUCAGCUGACUAGCCGAACUGUUCGGCGGCCGCGGACAAUCACGCUCGGCCGGUAACGGGAAUCGGCGGAACACCGACAAGGAUUCUCGGCAACGACAGGAACGAUUGUCUACCUGCUCGGUUAUGACGUUCGGUACGCCGUUUCACACGGACAAGUCGCACUUUCCCAGCGAUAACCCUGCUCGGCCCGGCGCGAUGGCGGCUGAGGAGGGUGCGCUGAGUGGUAGUCUUGGAGCAAAAUUAAAAUGUCCGACCCCCAUAUCACGGUUAAGGGUGGAGAAGAUAGAAGGCGGCCUGAUGGUGGCUGGAGUGGUAAUAGCUGCGAACUGUCAGAUUGCUCUUCCGGCAUUCGGGUUUCUCUUCAUGCUUGUUGGCGCUGUGCUCACUGCUGCAUCCUAUCGAGGACCCGGCGAAGACGAAGACAAGGACUCGUACGCAGCCAGGAUCGCGUUUACGGGAAACUCGCGAAUCCUCGGGCCGAUUUGUAUCGUAGUCGGCGCGCUUAUGCUCGCCCUAGGCGUCUUACUGUGCAUGCUGACCAGGAGGGCGAGAAGAAGGGAACGCAGAGUCGGCUUCCAUUGUCCGCUUCACGGCGAUUUUUACCCCCUGAGUCCUGUCCAGGGUGUCAAGAUGCUCGGUAUGUCGGGCAAGGAUGUUAGCGGAUGGUCUAAAAUACCCUGCCUGAAGAGACGUUCGUCGAGCAAGGGUGGAAGUGCAACCGGAGGCACACACGUCGGCCCACCCCAAUGUCCACACUCUGUAUUAAGUAGUACCCGAAGUUCAGUAAGCAGUUCGCCACUGAGUCCGUGUCCAACGCCCAUGCCGUUUUUGGUUACCUCGGGUUCGGUCAGUAGCGGGAUGGUGCAAAGCGUCGGUGCUAAUUUAUCCCCGGACCAAACAUUCGGAUCGAUUCGCUCGCUAUCGGUGACGAGAGAAGUCGCCAGUUUUCCUCUAUCAAGAACGCCUACGCCGCCCCCGCAACACAGAGCCUCCGCGUUAGCGAACGCAGAUGACCUAGCAAACGUAGGCAGCCCGCUGCGAGAAGCGUCCCCUAGACCGGAAGUGCGUGUGGUCGCUCCAUCGCAUCGACCUCCGUCAGCCCUUGCUGCAACCAGCGUGAUUACCAACGGAUCAGCGAAUCGCAAGUCGGUUAGCAUACUGCUUCCCGAGCACUCGAGUGGAUGACCCCAACAGCAACACGGAUUUGUGCAUCGCUGCGACAAAGAACCCCCAUCAAUUUAGGAUCGACGAGAAACGAGAGAGACGGCGGGGAUCGUGGAUAGAGGCGAGAAGAUAGAUAGAUAUCUGUUGCUCGACGAAAACAACGGGUUCGAACAAUUUGUUGUCGGGCGAUCGGUUCAUCGGGUUUUUUUUUCUUCUUCGGGGAUACAGUCAUGGCAUGCUUGCCAAGAAAAACUAGCUCAUAAGGAACCCAACGCAGUCUGGUUCGAGGUUCAGUGAACGGCGACGACCACAUGCGACAUCGCGGCAUUGUAACCAGACCAAAGGGUUAGGUGAUAUCACAGCCAGUGACUGCAAGAUCAGAGUUAAACGGGGGUAUAUAGAGAGAGGUCAACGGUCUGUUAACCGAUUAUUGACAGAGAUUCAAUUAUCGACUCUGCUUCGCGAACACCCAAAUUAGUGUAUAAUCCACGACGAGGACAAUUUGUCAAGUAAUUGCCUUACAAUUAGAGACCCCCCCUCGACUAGUCCGUGUCAUCUCAUUGAAAGAAAAAAAAUGUUUCCUUCGUUUCGAUACGAUCGUUUUUCUCCGGAUCAUUUUCAAUCAUCGAGCGAAGAUAUUGGAGGAAGGGACGGUACGCCGCGACGUUCGCAUCGGAGAACUCGGCGAAGACAUCCGCGAGGAAGAGAUAACUCUUUCGACGAGAAGAACGCGUUUUCAGGAUGGAUGGAUGGAUACCGUCGGUUUUCAUGUCGAAUUAUUCGCAGCUGUCGCCCCCGUGUCGAACAAUAGUCUCGAAUUCAUUCAUUACGAGGGUUUGUAAUUUUGUACAGACAGAUCGGAUAGAAACAGCAUCUGUGAAAAACCAGCGCGAACGCGCGCUCACGUACAGAGCUGGGCAGAAUUCGACUCGGACGGCAGGUAAGAGACGCGGAUCAAAUUUUAAUAAUAAACGAAUACAAUUUUAUUCGA